Molecule: messenger RNA, 1034 nt
Organism: Magnolia sinica
Lineage: Eukaryota; Viridiplantae; Streptophyta; Magnoliopsida; Magnoliales; Magnoliaceae
Product: L10-interacting MYB domain-containing protein-like
Exons: 2
Coding region: 67-645 (192 amino acids)
Source: RefSeq, a predicted model, not a curated record
GAUCACAUUCUUAUGAUUAUGGCUGACUUUAUGCAAAUCAUCAUAUGUACUUGAUAUUCAAGUGGUAUGGCAGACAGGAUGUCUAAUGAUCCAUCGACACCAACACAUUCACCAGCCAAGACACCAGUGGUGCCCACACGAUCUUCCCCACGCACGAAUACGGUGAAAUCCCUGGCCGAGCCUACGUCCCGAGCCUUGAAAAUAAAAUGGACUCCCGAUAUGGAUCAGGCUAUGAUCGACACAUUUUUGGAACAAGUGGCAUUGGGACGCAAGGGCGAUAACGGUUUCAAACGUGAGGCGUACCAAAUUGCCGCCGACGCUAUUACAAAGCAUACAAAUGUAGUCCUCAAAUGGCAAAAUGUCUCUAACCGACUAAGGUAUUACAAGAGGGAGUACACUACAGUGAAGGAUAUGCUGGCGGCGAGCGGGUUCGGAUGGGACAACGAGCGGAUGGUGGUGACGACUCCUGAUGAAGUCUGGGAGGAAUAUCUUAAGUCUCACCCCCGUGCAGAGAAAUUCUGCGAUAAACGGAUUGAGAGAAUGGAUGAUCUUGCAACUAUCGUCGGUUCGAACCAGGCAUCGGGACAUUUUGUCCAAGGCAAUAGGAGUAUAGCUGCACCAGCAUCAUCAUCUCGUCUUCAAUAAGAACUUAAUGAUGCAUGGAGAGAGCUGGAUGAUAACCUCGAUAAUACAAUUGACCUGUCAGAUGAUUUUGUCACAGACUCCACAGGGACCAUCCCAUUUUCGCCAGACAGUCCUUCGAUUGGACAACACGACUCACGUAACACUCCCACUCACACAGCUAAUUCUAAUACCACUCAAAGUGGGAGCGCAGGGAGGAAACGAUCGCGCCCUCCUCGUCCUUUUGAAGUACUUGGGGCCUCUUUGCAGACCGUUGCCGACUCAAUGCUUAAAUUUGGCCUCGACAAGUCGGUGAAUCGUUCUUCUAAAGUACUUGAUGUACUAGAAGAGGUCCAGGGCCUGACCAACUUAGAGUUUUUUAAGGUUGGUCAGCUCUUGAGUAAGGGCAAGGA